Molecule: messenger RNA, 1253 nt
Organism: Bursaphelenchus okinawaensis
Lineage: Eukaryota; Metazoa; Nematoda; Chromadorea; Rhabditida; Aphelenchoididae
Source: the annotation of a GenBank genome assembly
AUGGAAGAUGUACAAAGUAAUGAGAAUAUUGAGCAGGAAAAACAAAAGCACUUCGUACAAAACGAAGAAGCAGAAGUAAAGAAAGAAACCGAAGAGGAUGUAGCCAUCAAAGAAGAACCGCCUGUAGAUCCCAAGCAAGAAGUCAAGGUAGAAGAAGAACAGAUUGAAAACCCUUCAAAUAACGAUAAAACUGUUGCUAAAGACGAUGAAUAUGAAGCUAAAGUAAGCGAAGACGAACAGACGGAAGAGGAAAACAAAAGUGAGGAAGAAAAGAAAGAGGUAAGCGUUGUCAAUGAUUCAUUAUUCUUUUAGGAGGCAGCUGAGCUUGACGACGACGAAAUCAAAACUAAUCCCGCGUACAUUCCGAAAGGCGGCCAGUUCUACAUGCAUGAUACUAGAUCUGGUGAAGCUGAAGAACAGAAUGACGCCAACAACAAGAAGAGCCGUGCUGAUGGAAAGUGGUCGCACGACUUAUACAAUGAGAAACGACAGAUGCCAAAGUCGAGUCGCGAAUUAGAGACCCUUUAUGGAUCUACUGGUAAGCGAGAAUGCGACGGUGACGUUCAUAGCACAAGAACGUCAGAUAAACGGGAAAGACCAGUAAACCAAAACAACAAACCCAGAAAUGUGAUAGGCAAUAGUAAAUUUUCCGACAGAAAACCUAUACGCAACAGACGACAAGAAAAAUCUAGUGAUGAAGAACCACCUACAGAAAACAGACAACGAAAGUUCAGAACAUUUAAAAGGUCGACUAACACUAAACCUCAAAAUGAAAACACUCCUAGGGAUGUAGAAGAGGUCAAAAAAGAUUUUAGCAAGAUGUCUGUGUCGAGACAACCACAACAGAAACAGGAGAACGGCAAUAGCAACGGUGGUUACAGAAGGAGUUAUGCACAGGUUAGUUACACAUUGAAAACUGUUUUUCAUUAUGUUAAUUUGAGACGAUACUUCUUUCUGUUUUGGCUAACUAAUACCUAUUUAACGUUUAGCCUGGUCCGCGGGUAAAUCUACCAGCUGAGACUAUGCGUAUCCCUCCACCUGUUCUUCCACCACCCCCUGGAGCCAUGGUAGUUAUACCUAUGGGACAGCAACCUGUAGUCCCAGUAAUGCCUCGUGUUCCUCAACAUCCUCCCUACAACGGUCGACCGAGACAACCGACUGACGCAGUCUAUUUUGACCCCAAAGCUCACGUACAAGGUCCCCCGCCUCAACCUCGCGAACGAAGACGCUUGCAGUUUGUUCCUCCACAGUAA